Molecule: messenger RNA, 2113 nt
Organism: Amphibalanus amphitrite
Lineage: Eukaryota; Metazoa; Arthropoda; Thecostraca; Balanomorpha; Balanidae
Product: glycosyltransferase 25 family member-like
Exons: 2
Coding region: 143-1879 (578 amino acids)
Molecular function (GO): procollagen galactosyltransferase activity
Source: RefSeq, a predicted model, not a curated record
GCUGGGAGGCCGGGAAGGGAAGAGACCUCUAACAGACGGCUCUGACCGCCAAGUGGAUCAUUGGGUUGAUGAGUCAUCUCCAACCAUUCCAUGAGGUGACCUAAAACGACUUCAAUCUCGGCAUCAAGAGCCUAACAGCAUCAUGUCACAACUGAUCCCGAGAGCCGUGUUUGCGAUGCUGGCUGUGCUGCCAAUACUCGUCAUCUCACACCAGAAGAAAGGCAACGAGCCGACCGUCAUGAUCGUGCUGCCGGUGCGCAACAAGGAGGCCUACCUGCCGUACACUCUGUCGCAGCUCAGCCUGCUCGACUACCCCAAGGAGCGGCUGUCGCUGUGGGUGGCCAGUGACCACAACCAGGACCGGUCGGCCGAGAUCCUGCUGACCUGGCUGGAGCGGUACGGCCCUCUCUACUCGUCUGUGAAGGCGGCCGUCAACACUAGCUCCCCGCCACUGCGGCCGGACGAACGCAGCGCAGUGCACAUGUCGCCCGGUCGACUCCGCGCCGUGGCUGAUAUGAAGCAAGAGGCGCUGCAGACGGCGCGCCAGCUCAGCAUAGACCUGAUCUGGUUCUUGGAUGCCGAUGUCGUCCUACACGACAGCACCGUCCUCCGCCAGCUGCUCAACACGCAGAAGCCACUGGUGGCACCAAUGCUGCGUUCUGUAGGAAAACACUCGAACUUUUGUGAGGACGUGACAGAUGAUUUUUUCUGUUUUGAGAGUGAGAGGUUUUCUGAGAUCUACUCCCGCCAGCAGCGUGGCUGUUUCGCAGUGCCUUUGAUCCGCUCCUGUGUGCUGGUGGACCUCUGUGACCCCCGCACGGCUGGACUCACGUUCAGCUCAGAUAGGUGCGGGACACGGCCAGAACGGGAGACGCUCGACGAUGCCGUCACGCUGGCGCUCUCAGCGCGUGAUGCUGGUUUGCAGAUGACCGUGUGCAAUCAGGAGGACUUCGGCCAGGUGCCGGCGCCGCUGACACCAACACAAGAGCCGAAAGACGAGCGACGCAACAUGGUUAACAUGAAGUUGAAGGCGCUGUUGGACUGGGGGCCGCUUCCAAUAGUGCCCCUAAUGCGUCUUUUCCUGCCAAACCUGCCCUCCAAAAGUCGACUGGGUUUCGAUCGGAUCUACGUCAUCGGCCUGCAGCGACGUCCGGAGCGCUGGAGCCGGCACAACGCCUGCUUUGACGAGAUCGGCAUCGAGGCGGCUCAUGUACACGCGGUGGACGGCCGCAAACUGACCGACGACAUGCUGGAAAAGUACAACAUCUCUUCGCCACGUAACAAUGAACGGCGUGUUCGUCUCAACAAAGGCGAGAUCGGCUGCUUUCUGAGCCACUACGGCGUGUGGCAGGAUGUUUUUGACAGCGGUUUGGAGCGUGUUCUGGUUCUGGAGAAUGACGCCCACCCGACGGCCGAGUUUCCCGAGCGCCUACAGCAGCUGGUGGCAGAGGCUGACCGACUCCGACCUCAGUGGGACUUCAUCUAUCUCUUCCGAGAGUUGCCUAGAAACGACGAGCCAGUGGAAGGCGCCGAACAGCUCAUCAAACCGGGCUUCUGCUACUCGGCAAUGGCCUAUGUUCUGAGCAGGAAAGGAGCGGAGACACUGCUUCGAGACCGACCCCUGGAGAAUAUGCUCUGUGUGGACGACUACAUCCCUCUGAUGGCGGGCAAUGUGCCUCACUCUAGGUGGAUUGGCAGGUUUCCCAGUGCCGGUACGCUGAGGACAUUCGCAUCCAGGGACCACCUCAUUCACCCAGCGAAAGUUCGCGGAGAGCGAGGAUACAACAGUGACACGACGGAAGUGGACGGCGUGGUGGGCGCCCGGAGCUGUGCCGCCGAGGGGAAUAUGGAUUCAGACUGUUAUCGUCCGAAUCUGUAGUUAUUUUUGAACAGCAUACUGAUAACCAUAGCUGUAGUGAAAUAUAUGUGAUAGCUGUGUAUUUACGCUUUAUGUAUCAAGAAGACAAACAAUGCAUGCUUAUAAAUUAUCCAUUCAUGUAGUUUGUUCUUGGAGGCAGAGGUGGUCCGUGGAAAGACAGCAUUAUUAAAGAAGCAAUCGUGCAAUCCUCAUUUCAGACACGCGCCUUGUUGAUGACAUAUCACUAGCUAUUGC